Molecule: messenger RNA, 2908 nt
Organism: Neoarius graeffei (lesser salmon catfish)
Lineage: Eukaryota; Metazoa; Chordata; Actinopteri; Siluriformes; Ariidae
Product: butyrophilin subfamily 1 member A1-like
Exons: 8
Coding region: 93-1481 (462 amino acids)
Molecular function (GO): protein binding
Source: RefSeq, a predicted model, not a curated record
AAAAGGGUGUGUUUCAGAAACAGGUUACAGAAAUGAAAGCACACCAAACUGAAGAGGCUUUAUCUUUUAGCGUCUUCUUAUAAACCUUAAAAAUGAGGGUUAUUUGUGUGACUCUCCUGAUUCUCUCCAGCUUUGUGGAAUCUCAAUCAGUGGGAUUACAGGUGGUUGGUCCAGAAGCUCCUCUUGUUGCUGUAGCUGGUGAAGAUCUGGUUCUGCCCUGUUUUCUCAAACCCAACACCAGCGCUGUGGACAUGACAGUGGAAUGGAUGAGAGUAGAGGAAGGAGCUUCAUUAGUGCAUCUCUAUCAGGAUCAUGAAGACAGAAAUGAAGAGCAGUCUCAGCCCUACAGAGGAAGAACAUCAUUAUUUAAAGAGGAGCUACAGAAGGGCAACGCUUCACUCAAACUCUCGCCUCUCCAACUCUCUGAUGAAGGAAGCUAUAAGUGUCUCAUUGAUGACAAAUCCUGGUUUGAUGACAUCACUUUUCACAUCACUGUCGAGGCUCAGGGAAGCCACCCAGUGAUCAGGAUGGAGAGUUAUGAUCACUCAGGAGGGAUUAAUCUAGUGUGUGAGUCCAGAGGCUGGAAAGCUGAACCUGAGGUUGUGUGGCUGGACAGAGAAGGAGCCGCUCUGCCUGCUGAAGAUACACAGAUACACAGAGACACUGAGGGCUUCAGUGUGAAAAGCCGCAUCACUGUUUAUGAUUAUAGCGCCUCCAACAGAUAUUAUUGCAGACUUCUACAAGAACAUCACAUGAUGGAGACAGAGGUCAUCAUUAAUCGUAAAGUCUUUGAUGCUUGGAGGUGGGUUGUCGGUGUUUCUGUUUCAGCAUGUCUUAUUGCUGUCGGAUCGAUAGUAACUGCAGUUCUCUGUUACAAGAAAGAGCUUCAAAAGGAGAAGAGAUACGCAGAGUUUAUAAAAGGGUUGUUGGCAGUGGAUGUGACUCUGGAUCCUGAUACAGCUCAUCCUGAACUCAUCCUGUCUGCUGAUGGAAAACAAGUGACAGAUGGAGACCAGGAGCAGAAACUCACUGAUACACCACAGAGGUUUGAUUGGUAUCUCUGUGUUGUGGGAAAGCAGAGUUUCUCCUCAGGGAGAUUUUAUUAUGAGGUGCAGGUCAGAGGGAAAACUAAGUGGAGAUUAGGAGUUGUGAGAGAGAACAUUAACAGGAAGGGGAGCAUUACACUGGAACCUCAGUAUGGAGUCUGGACUGUGGAACUGGAUGAUGAGAAUGAGUACUGGGCUUAUGCUGAUCCCCCUGUCCACCUCCCACUGAGAAAGAAGCUGGAGACGGUGGGGGUGUUUGUGGAUUAUGAUGAGGGUCUGGUCUCCUUUUAUGAUGUGAAGUCCAGAUCUCAUAUCUACUCUUUCACUGGUCAGUCUUUCACUCAGAAACUCUAUCCAUUCUUCAAUCCUUGUGAUAAUGAUGGAGGUAAAAACACAGCCCCACUGAUCAUCUCUCCUGUAUUUAAACCUGAAUGAAUUUUCACCUCACAGAUUUAAUCAUCUAUUAAAUGGUGAGAAUCAAAAGAAAUAUUUUACUUUUUCUGGUGAAUGUUAGAAAGACAUUUCCCCUUUUAAAGUGCUGUACAGUUUAUUUUAAUGCCUUUAAAGCGUUUCUGUUGUAGGUAUCAUGCCGCCAUCUUGUGUCAGAACUACAAUUCCCAGGCAACUUCCAUGUGACCUACAUCACACGUGGGCGGGAUCACCUACGUCAGUCUGCCAUGCACACACAAAUCCAAGCGGAAGCUCCACCAUCUUUGUCUCUCACGUCUGGCUUCCGAUGAAUCUGGACGUAUAAAGAGGCGCUCUCCACCCAAAAAGACGUCUUCUUUCUUGCAAGAUCCAUCACUCAGCGCGAUUUUCUUACCCUUGGCAAAGGUAAACUCUAGAGUCGCGCGAUCUUUAAACUCAACCUGAGUUAUAACCGGUUUACUUGCAUUAGAAGUGACGUCACGACUGCAGCCCAGGCAGUUAAAAGUUAAGAAGCGAUUGAAUCCUUUUUAACUCAAAAGCGCUGUGCAUCUUAUUCUGAUCAGAGACUUUUCCUCACGAACGCUGAGGUUCGGACCAAGAAUCCUCUGCUUUCCACGGGAACCACCCAAGUGCUCCGCUGGACCAGAAAGUUUUCUCCGCCUCCAUCACGAGCGGCUCACGUGCUCCCACGGCGAGGCCUGAAGCUACACCGGCGAAUAGUUCUUCAUAUCUUGCUAAAGGCAGGAUUAAGUAAGAUUUUGGCAUUUGGGCAUAAUUAAGAUAGUCUUAGGAAUUUGCUUUUAUUUGGAAUAGCGUGAAUUUAAACCCAGGUUUAUCUGUUACACUGUUAGACCCGCAGCGUGUUGAUUUAUUUUGGUUCUAUUUUCAAUUGUUUAAUAGAUAGGCUGCACAUGCUUCUCUCUUUUAUUCUUACUAACAUUAUAAUUUCAUUAUUAUACAUCUUGACCUCAUUAAGAUUUCAGUGGAUUCAGUAUGGUUAUGAGCUAGUGGGUUAGCUACAGUUUCCCUUUGUCUUUAGCAACACAUGCUCAGUAGGCCACACCAGGCCUAACAAACACACUUUAGCAAACACACUAGCAACACAAGGCUAAUCUAGGCCUCCACCACAUGUAGUUAGCUACACGAGGCUAAACACAUGGUCAAGUCCUACCCACACACACACACACACACACGAGUAAAGAUUAGCAACAGAGCUAACCUAUUGUUCUACUUGGAUAACAUUCUUUUGUUUAGCUACCAACAAGCUAGGCCUCCACCACGUGUAGUUAGCUACACGAGGCUAAACACAUGGUCAAGUCCUACACACAUCCACACACACACCUCACCGCUUGUAUAUAUUGAUUUAUUAUUUUAUCUUUUUAUCUUUGUAUAAUAAAUUCAUUUAUUAAACAAACUGUUUGUGUGAACAACAA